Messenger RNA from Mycena citricolor, 7191 nucleotides. The record is from the annotation of a GenBank genome assembly. Lineage: Eukaryota; Fungi; Basidiomycota; Agaricomycetes; Agaricales; Mycenaceae.
CGUGUUAGCCGGCCUCGUUCCCUCCACUCUUCCAAUCGCUGUCGGACCCCAUUUCUCGGUGGAUUGUGAUUCUCGGCGUUCUAUCGCCUGCAGAAACUCGACGGGUGCCCUGAUACGGCCGUCGGCUCUCUCCACACACGCACGUCAGCACACUCCAAUUCUCGGCCACGAGUGUGGAAGGGCUCACAGGCGUGCUGUCCUUGGACGACUCCCUAUCGGAAUCGGUCCUGUUCACUGCGCGCACUGAGGCGUGGACUCACUCCCUAGCAUGUCGGGGGAAGUAGAACAGGCUCGUCCAGGGCCAUUGGACCUGGUGGACGACAACGGGGGCUGGAAAGGCGAGUUGAGCGAAGCUGCCGAGUGGGCUAGGGACGACGUCGCGAAUCCGCAGCCGACAUUUACAUUCGUGCGCCGCGCAGGCGAUGUUGCGCAGCAGCAACAGCAGCAGCAGCAGCCAUCGGGGCCUCCUACGCCUUCUGAGGUUCCGGACGACUCGGACGCAGAUGAGGAACGUAAUGAUACACCGACGACCAAUUCGCCUCGCGCCCAUCCGCGCUUCUCCCGCGCAUUUUCGCUCCCCCAGCUCGGUCGACUCCAAAAUCCCCACCGCCCCAGCUUGAGUCAGCUUCGCACGUCGGGAGUAUCUGAUCCAGGAACGCCAACAUCGUAUCAGUUCUUUGAGCUGUCGCUGGAGCUUGCGGAUAUGGUGCAGAUGGCCAUCCAGACGCUGCUGCAGAUCUCGCCCCCACAAGUGCUCGACUCCACGAAAGAGCAAUUUUCGGCUUGCGCUCUGUCGGUACCGACGCCAUCCGUUAAUGCCCUUUUCACGGCCAUGCGCAAUCUCAAUUACUUCUCUGCCAAUAUCCCGGCAUUUUGCGAAGAGCCGCCGGAAGCGCCGGCCUGGGGCGCUCCACCGCUUAUCUUGCCGACAGAAUUCGAUCUCGGAGAGCUGUUGCAAAGUGUUGGUGAUGUGAUGAGUGGGGCCGCUGCUCAAGCUGGGAUCGACCUUGUGCUUUAUCAUGGCGACCUUAGCCUGAAGUAUGCCUGGGUGAGAGGCUCAGAAAGCGGGCUCACGGUUACGUUGUCUCAUAUUUUGCGCCAAAUCAUAUCUGUGUCGCAUCCAGGAGACGCCAUCGAAGUUGGGCUGUUUAUCGGGUUUGCCCCAGCACCUGGUCAGGAGAUUUUGAUUUCCGACGACCUGGAGCCGGUCCCGGAUGCCAUCACAUCUUCACCCGUGUCAGAAGAAGGACCCAUCCAUUGCACAAUCCAGAUCGCUCACAAACACCGUGCGUCUUACGAUGGGAUUCGAAAGGACCCGCACUUCUCUAGUCUGAUCCUCCGUCGGCUGCUGCGUCUGAUCGGUGGACAGCUCUCCCAUGACCUGCCGUCCUCGACGAAUGUCCGUACUUGCGAGCUUUCGCUCACAAUGGAGCGAGCCUCCCGAGGGGGUUCUAGCCCAUCACGCUCAGAGAACAGUGCUGGCAAAGAGGAGCCGACUUUGGAAGAGUUGACCGCUUUCGCGGAGACGUUGAAAGGCGCGAAGGUUGCCUUGCACUCCUCUUCCAAGGGGUCAUUUGCGCAGCACGUCACGAGAUAUCUGGCUGACUGGGGUAUGGAUGUGAGCCACAUACCGACAGAUGGAGAGGCGGAAACGGAGGUCGUGGGUGGUUCCCCGAGGGCGGCCGCUGCUGUACCCGCCUUCACAUCUGAUGCACCAGGCCCAGCCCCUGCGAAAGUUGAAGUUCCCACACGAUCCCAGCGCUUGUCAUUUGUUUUCAUCGAUGACGAUGUCGUUGUUCUCAAAGAUCGUCUGGAGUCUUUACGACGCGACACGCCGUACCCGCUGACAUUAAAACGACCGCCUCUUGCACAGCAUACUCGCCGGUCCACGAGCCAAGUCCCGCGGCUGUCCAACCCUCUGCCUGCGUCCUCGGUUGUGAUCGUGCACUUUACGAGCCUGGCCAACUUCAAAGUGGUCAAGGAUGUGCUGCAGUCCGUUUUGUCUACGUUCUUGGGUACCUCGACGCCCAUCCCCGAAGUGAUGAUCGUGCCCAAGCCAGCUGGGCCGCAGCGGGUGCUGACCCAGCUGCACAUGGCUGUGACCCGACCGCCCGUGGAUCCGUUCUUCUUGCCGAUUGCGACCUCCCCCUCCUCGCCGUCGCCGUCGUUCAUGAGCUACGCUUCGGCGCGGUCUCCGGCUUCUGGACUACGACCGCCUAGUGCUCGAAGCAAUUCGGACCGCUCCACCCGGUCUGGCACAAAGGAAGGCCUCACUAGUGCACCGCCCCCUCCAUCACCACUGGCGAUCUCCCAUACCGGGAGCGAGUACUUUGGCGAGGAUGCUGCCGCCGUCCAGCUCGGCGCCACGGCCAGUUCUGGUCUGCUCAUCCAGAGUCCCGGCGCGGCUGCACCAUCUGGCAUCUACUUCAGUCCGCGUACCAAAAGUGUGAGUAAGCGACCGCAGCCGCCGGUUGUGCCAGCGCUGAUGGAGCGAGAUCGCGGGCAGUUGACACUGCCCAGUGCGAGUCGGCGCUCGUCGCUGUCCAGGGUCGUGAGCGACAAUCCAACGUUUUCGUCGUUGCAUGAAGUGGCUCAUUCCAUUGAGCCCCCUGUUUUGCCACCAGUGGCAACGGCGGCGGCGGCUCCAGUAGUGGUCAAGCCAGACGCAGAACUUUCUCCCACCUCGCCUUCAAGCUCCACGAGUCCGACAUCGUUCAGAAGACCAGUGCGGCGGCGGACCGUGACUCCGGAUCCCAAGACUCUCGAGAAGGCCAGUGCGCCACUGAUGGACAUUGUCCCGCCGAUCAACGUGCUCAUCGUCGAAGACAACGUGGUGAAUCAGAUGCAGCUCCAAGGAUUCAUGCGCAAGAAGAAGCUCAAAUGUCAGGUGGCCAAAAAUGGAUUGGAGGCCAUCGAAAAGUGGAAGAACGGGAACUUUGAUCUCAUUCUGAUGGACAUUCAAAUGCCGGUGAUGGGCGGAAUCGAGGCCACGAAAGAGAUCCGGCGGCUGGAAAAACUGAACGCUGCCGAGGGAUAUCCACCAGCCGAUGGAAGCUCGACUAGCGGUGCAUCCCCAUAUCGAUCCUCCGUGAUCAUCGUCGCACAGACCGCCUCGUCGCUGAACUCGGACCGAGUCAAGGCGCUGGCGGCUGGGUGCAACGACUUUUUGACGAAACCAGUGAACCACCAUUGGCUGAACAACAAGGUGACCGAGUGGGGCUCGAUCAAGGCUUUGCAGAUGUGGGCCGACGUUGCCCCACCCGCCGGGUCGGAGACGGGGCCUGUGAUGAUAGCAGCCAAGGCUCAGCAGGUUGCUGAACGGCUGCAUGUUCCUGCCAAACCGAACGGCAAGCGGAGGGAGGUUGUGUCGCUGCCGUCAUCCGACAAGCCCCCGCCGUCUGCGUCGCAAACACCGCCAACAACAGCAACGACGACCACACCGGACACACAGACUCCCCCGACAACAACAGAGUCGCCGCCAGAGUCGACGUCUGCGGCAGACUCGGAGUCGCCGCCGCCGGCGAAGUCGUUAGCCGCUAGCCAGUUACCGGCGACGCCGGUCCCAAGAUGAUGGUACUGGGCGAUCUUUGGGCUACUCUGGGUUGGUCUCCCAGUUUUGUUGUCGUCGCCAAAGUUCGCCGGGUACAUCAACUUGCGCAGAUGAGUGAGUUAGGUUUAGGUUCAGGCCAUGCACUGUGGCAGAUAUGGAUGAUUACGCACACAUUCGCUCUCUAUUGCAUUUUUUCUCGGGGCCUUACGUAGAUGCUAACACACGAAUAAUGCAUACUUGUUUUACGGGACUGGUAAUAGUGCCGAGACUCGCAUCGAGAACUGCAGUUACGGGGAACUGCGCAUCGAAUCACCAGCCUCUUGCCCCAAAAGGAAAGUCGCACACCAGUAGCACCGUUUGGAUACACCCCUCCCACUACAACCGCGAUGGCAUUGAAUUGGGCAAUGCUCGGGCCCGACAACGCCCCUCUUCCGCUCCCUCAUGAAAUGACGAUCUCCGCCAUCGACAAGGGCGCCGACCUGGUAUUACGCGUCCCAGAUGCCCCUCCGGCUCCGGGGGCAGCGUCGGGGGGAUCCGGCGGCUCCAAGACGCUGAAGGCCAGUGGGAGGGCCUUCGUUACGGAUAUGAGGUUCAUCUUCAUCAGUGCCGCGGGAUCCCCGUUCGACUCCCUGUCGGUCUCGCUGCCGUCUAUCCUCUCCACCAAGUUCGAGCAGCCCACCUUCGGCUCGAACUACCUCACGUUCGAGAUCAAGCCGGCGGCGGAGGGCGGUCUGACGAGCGGGACGACGGCGGAGCUGAGGUUCAAGGACACGCCCAUGUUCUCGUUUGUCGCGACGCUCGAGAAGACCCGCGAGAGGGCCAUUUAUAUGAAACGCCAGGAGACGGAACACGAGGACGGGUUGCCUGUGUACACAUCGCCCGGUGAAGGCCCGUCGACGUCCGUCAGUGGCACCACCGUGCCUGGAGAUGCCCCUCCCGGUUACGAACUCUAAUCCGUAUAUUUAAGGGCUGUAUGUACUAUCUACGCUGUUGCUUGAAGUCAAUCUUGAACGUUUAAACGUCGGACUAGGAGGCACGAGGCUGGCUUGUGGCAGUGAAGAUUAGAUUGAGGCGGUGCUGCUACUGCUCGUGAAACCGCGGAGAUUGUCGCUGUGACUCGAUCCUAUGCUGCUGAUGACCCACCAAGGAAGAAACCGACAAAGAACGCAAUGCUGACAUCCCGACUCUCGGCACAGCGAUGCACUCCCAGCCCAAAGCGAUGGCUCUAUCGACCAAACAUCUCAAAUUGCCAGUGAUCGAGCGUCCUGAUUGGCUGCAUCAUUGUUCAUCGCUCAGCCGUUGUUAAUGACACUGGCCAGCCCCCUGCCAACUGUUGACUACGGCCUCUCAGGGUAUCCGCAAGAGAAACCGAUUUGAUGCCCAGCGCACGUCCUGCCGUUUGAGCUCCUCUGGUCUCCUGCACCGUUCUCCGCCCGACACAGUGGUGCAAUGGAUUCUUUGCCUGUCAUCUGUAGUAUGGGGGCUUGGCCCAUUGGGAGCGCAGACGCAGAGGAUGGGCAAGCGACAAACUCGAUGCCUGGGAUUGGUUGUCAUUGGAGGGCCUAGACUCUCGGUCCCUGUUCAUUUCAGUCUGACGAACUCUCCAUCCAUCAGUCCACGCAAAAGACACGAGCAUGCAGAUGGAUUGAUUGAACCAACCCUUCGACUCUCCGUCUGUUUGCCCAUCAUAUGCGCUAUCUUUGAGCCCGACCAUUCAUAUCGGCCAUCGCAAAGAAGUAGAGCAUCCGAGGUGUCAGUAGCCGAACGUGGGCAGAUCUUUCUUUCUCCUGCAGCGCAUGUACCGUACCAUGGUUGUGUACACAUUUUCCCUCGUUUGGAUCACGGAAUCGAGCAUUCGUUUGAGGCUGCCGGUCAGAUCUCCAUAGUUACAAUGAGUUCAUCACAUACCGGAGUAUCCGGUUCAUCAACGAUCAAUUCCGUAUUGCUGGGUCGCACUACACUGACAAAAGGGCGGUAACGAAUCAGAGCGCUACCCCCCCGUUUUCGUUCUCCCUUUCCCUUUUUUUGCCCGAGCCCCUCGCAUUCUUAGCUGCCCGGUUGCACUUUGGUCAUCGCUUGCGAUCCUCCACACAUUCUUUUAUAGCAGGCUCUUCGUGGUAGUUACUGUUCCUGAAAAUGCGUUACUCUUCCUCUAUCCUCGCCGCCGCCGCCCUGGCCGGCCCGCUCCUGGCAUCUGCUCGUCCCGUCCGCCGCGGCGCGUCCGCCACUGACGCCCUGGUCCUCCAAUUCGCCAACGUACUCGAGCAGCUCGAAACCAACUUCUACAUGCAGGGUCUCGCGAAGUUCCAGGCGUCCGAUUUCUCCAACGCCGGAUUCUCGUCGAGCAUGGUCGCAGUGCAGACCAUCAGCACGAUUGGCGCCGACGAGGCUACACACACAUCCUUCCUCCAGCAGGCGCUGACCGACAACGGCGCGACACCCCUCACCUGCAACUUCGACUUCUCGUCCGCGCUCACGGACGUCCCGACGAUGUUGGCCACCGCACGAGUUGUUGAGAACGUCGGUGUCUCUGCGUACCUGGGCGGCGCGACCCUUCUUGACGACCCGCGAAUCCUCGAUGCUGCUGCCUCGAUCUUGACCAACGAGGCCCGUCACCAGAGCAGCUUGAACAUCCUCUCUGGAACCGGGUCCUCUAUCCCGUCUGCCUUCGAUGUCUCGUUGACCCCGACGGAGGUCCUGGCCAUCGCUGGUCCCUUUAUCACUGGGCCCUGUGACACUGGAAUCACUGCUGGCAACCCCCUCAAGAUCACCAACACUGGCUCCAUCCAGCCCGGUACCUCCCUCCAGUUCUCCGGAACCAACGUCACCAGCUCUGGACAAUUCUGCAACAUGAUGGUCGGCGGAGCAACCUUCUCGAUCAACCUGCCCAUCGACCAGUGUGUCGUGCCCUCCGGUGUCAACGGACCCGUGUACAUCUGGAUCACGUCUGACAACGACCCCCUCGCCAACAACGUCGUCGACCGCAACACCAAGACCCAGAUUGCCGGGCCCACCCUGCUCUUCGUCGACAGCCAGCCCGAGAUGCUUGGCCAGCUCGUCCGCUCGUCCGGCACGUCGUCCGGUGCGACCUCGUCCUCGACGACGACCAUCAGCCCCGACCAGGCCUCGUCGAUCAUCGCUGGAGCCGGAGCCUCGACUGCCACCGGAGCCGCCGCCGCCGCCUCGACCGGUAGCUCUGCCUCGUCGAGCAACGGCAGCUCUGCCCCCGUCCAGGGUGCCUCCGUCGGACCGUCUCCCGACGGGCCGUCCGCUGAUGGCAAACUCACUGUCAAUGGUAUCACGAUGGUGCCGAAGCCCGCUGCGGCCUCGGGCGCGGCGUCGGCUGUGGCUUCCUCGGCUGCGGCCCCUUCUGCCUCGGCUUAAAGCGGUGGCGCUCGAUGACGGGGGGCGACUUACUAGGGGUCGCUUUUUCUGUCGACUUCCAGGGACAUUUCAGACACCACGGACUCUUCUUGCACGAUACCAGCCACAUGAACAUUAUAAUUUGAGUGAUAGAUGCAUUCAGAUAUCGCAUUUCCCUAGCUUACCACCACCUUUUCACCGCCUCUUUCUCCCUGCUGUAUGUAAGUAGGUUGUAGUGUGCUUUUUCUGGGAGAAUAUAAAAACGGGUUCAAUCUGUC